Messenger RNA from Frankliniella occidentalis (western flower thrips), 1509 nucleotides. RefSeq lists its product as uncharacterized. The record is from RefSeq and is a predicted model, not a curated record. NCBI's taxonomy places the organism in Eukaryota, Metazoa, Arthropoda, Insecta, Thysanoptera, Thripidae. Gene Ontology annotation, cellular component: ribonuclease MRP complex; nucleolar ribonuclease P complex; fibrillar center. The transcript is spliced from 5 exons. Gene Ontology annotation, biological process: tRNA 5'-leader removal. The coding region runs from base 154 to 1281 and encodes 375 amino acids. Gene Ontology annotation, molecular function: ribonuclease P activity; ribonuclease P RNA binding.
GAGACCUGUGCCGAGACUAGUCAGUCAGUUAAAUUGAAAUGAAAAUAUUUCGUGCCGUCAACUUUCAAAACAAAACAAAUAAAUCCUAACCUCUGAUCCUCGAGGAGGUGGAAUAAUAAUUGAGUUGGGUUUUGCUUCCCACAUAUCUUCGAAAUGUCUGAAGUCAUAGCAAAAACGUUGAGUGAAAAGCAACAACGACAGUCUCUAUCGGGUCCGAAAAAAGGAACAAAUAAAACGGUCCGCAACGUCUUGGCUAAACCUUAUGUUGGAUUUUGGCCCUUGGUUGAUUCUCAAUCAGAAUCAGAGAUGAUUGGUGUUUUAGAAUCAUUUCUUCCUGCUGCCUGUAAAGUAGUGUCCGCAGAUGACCGUAAACUUUUACGAGGUAUGCAGGGUAAAAAAAUGAAAGAGUCGAGAGAUAAGCUAACUCAAGAGAUUUGGAAAAGAAAUCCAGGUUCACGAGAGCUAAGAAACUAUUUGGCCUUAGGAGUAAACGAUGUAUCUCGUGGUUUGGAAGAAAAUACACUGGCAUCUAUACUAAUUUCUAAUGAAGCAGACCCACCAAUUCUUACCAGGCAUCUUGUAACUCUUGCUGCUACUAGAAAUGUACCUCACCUUGUGCUUCAAAAUUUGAAGGCAACCACAAAAAAAUGCUUGGAUUUUUCAACACUUGCCUUAGGUUUCAAGAAAACUGUUGCUGAUGAAGUAAAGAAUCAUUUUCAUCCUGCUCAUCUGAAAAUAGAAUCAGCUUUCAGGAUGCUUGCAAGGUCUUCAAUAGUUGAUGCAGUGCCUGAUAACUGCAAUUUUGUUCAGGAGAAAAAUCCAUCCAAAACCAAGCAAAGCACUCCAGCGAAAAAGCCCUAUGAAAUUUACCUCACUCGCAGCUCUAAAAAGUAUCGUGCUUUUAUUCCAGAAAAGGGCUUACAAAAAGAAAGUAAUAGUGCAUGGUCACCAUAUAUUUCCCUUUCCACCCAUUCUGAAAGUGCCCCAGUGGGUAGGGUUACUAAAGAAAUUUUGGGCUCUACAACUCUUAGUGAAACACGCUCUUUUCUUCAAAAGGUUAGAUGUGCUAAAGAACAAAGUGCUCAGGCAAUGGACUGUGGCUCCUAUGUAUCUUUAGAUCCUGAAAUUGCAGUUAAAGGAGAGGAAGCUGAUGUAAAAGUUUUAGAACCAGUGUCACAAGGUAAAACUGUUAAAAGGUAUUUUACUUCUCUUGCCCCACUGAAAAUAAAGCGGAUCCAGGGAAAUCCCAUGAAACCGAAAAAGAAACAGAAAGGGAAGUAAGAUAAUUUGCAAGUCACUGCUAUAUCCAUCAUGUUAUGUUUUCUUGAAAGCUUUUAAGGCUGUUUGGUAUGCUCUUUGUCUCACUUGUAAAUGAGGCCACAUAUGAAAGAAGAAAGUAGUCAGCAACCUUGGAAUAGAAACCCAUUAAUGGUGACUGUAAAAUACAGCAAUGCUAUGGAUCAAUCAAACUGUAAUAGUGAGAAUAUAAGAAUUGUAAAAGAUACCAGA